This is a messenger RNA of Oncorhynchus tshawytscha (Chinook salmon), 3176 nucleotides long. Its product is annotated as caspase-6. Gene Ontology annotation, cellular component: cytoplasm. Bases 91 to 903 code for a protein of 270 amino acids. Gene Ontology annotation, biological process: proteolysis; apoptotic process. Lineage: Eukaryota; Metazoa; Chordata; Actinopteri; Salmoniformes; Salmonidae. The transcript has 8 exons. The record is from RefSeq and is a predicted model, not a curated record.
GGGCGGGAAGUGUCAUUCUCCAUCAGUGUUUGUUAAACCAAUACAUUUUACACUUGCGUGUACACAUUGAAAGGAGAGUAGACAGCAACCAUGUCGUGUCCAGGGAAUAAAGACACUAAAGGAAGCUUGGAAAAAGACAACAAAACAUCCCAGACGACAGGUCCUAGUGAGAACCUUACAGAAACAGAUGGGUAUUUCUGCAGCAGUUCUUUCUCUAUGGACCCUGCGGAGGAGUAUAAGAUGAACCACAAGCGGCGAGGCCUGGCUCUCAUCUUCAACCAGGAGCACUUCUACUGGCAUCUGAGGAUGCCCCCCCGCAAUGGGACCAAUGCUGACCGCUCCAAUCUGGUCAAAAGAUUUGAGGACUUGAACUUUGAAGUGCAGGCCUUUGAUAAUCUGAAGGUGGAGGAAGUUCUGGAUCAAAUCAGUCAGGCUGCUGAGGCCAACCAUGCUGAUGCAGACUGCUUCGUGUGCGUCUUUCUGAGCCACGGAGAGAACGACCACGUCUAUGCUUACGACGACAAGAUCACUAUCCAGGACAUCACUGCCCUGUUCAAAGGAGACAAGUGUAAGAGCCUGGUGGGCAAGCCCAAGAUCUUCAUACUACAGGCGUGCCGUGGGGACAAGCAUGACGAUCCAGUGACCCCCAUGGACGUGGUGGACAGCGAAGUGAAGACCAACGAGGUGGUGGUGGACGCUGGGGUGGUCUACACCCUCCCUGCUGGCGCUGACUUCAUCAUGUGUUACUCUGUGGCUGAAGAUCUGACUGCCAUACUUGUUCCCGGUGUCCCUGUGCAGGCUACUAUUCCCACCGCGAGACGAUCAACGGCUCCUGGUACAUCCAGGACCUGUGUGGGGCCAUGCGGAAGUUCGGAGAUUCCCUGGAGUUCACGGAGCUCCUGACCCUGGUCAACAGGAAGGUGUCCAUGAGGAGCGUUGGGAAUUGUAACGACAAGACCGCCAUCGGGAAGAAACAGGUCCCCUGCUUUGCUUCCAUGCUCACCAGGAAGCUCUACUUCCGACCCAAGAAGCAGUAAGGUUUCCAUCCACUGGGCAGCUAUUACGUCAUUCCUGAAUCCUGCUGUAGUUGUUUUGAAUGUUUUUUGGGAGAAAGGUUGUCCUUGACUAUAAUGUCUGGUGGUUCUUUUUGUUAAACGUUUGUCUACAUUAUUUCGAUGUUUGUCUUGAGAACCAUGAAAUACACUUCAUCAAGCUGUGCAUAUUCCCUUUAUUCUAAUCUUUCCUAUGAAACCAAAUGGAGAUCAUGUCAUUGGCUGAUGAUCGUGUAUGCAGUGUUAUUUUAACACAUUCUGUGGUGGCAAAACUGACCUAAAACAAAGCAUGGUACUAUACUGGUGAAACCUGCUUGGCUGCUCGGCUUCAGGCUUUCCCUGUUGGUGUUGACAGAGGUCAUGGAAUGUACCCGCAGGGCAGGUAAAAGAGUGACAUGAGAAUGGUAAUUGAGCAUUAACAUUUCAAAUGACUUUAUUCUCAGUCUGUUUGUGGAUAGCUGUUUGUUAAGAGGGGAUUCUCAGUCAGUAAAGGAUUUUGCAUCUCCAGUCCCUUAAGGCCUUUCUCGAGAGAAUACUGCUAAUUCUUAGCAUUGACUAGUGGUUCCCUGGGCUUGAUUUGUUUACAUCAACUAUCUGUGUCAAAUAUACAAAGACAUGUGCACAUUGUUUGAAGGAGGAUGUGGCUCUGGGGUUAAAUCCCUACCUUGCAUCCAAAAGGUGUGGCUUUGAUCCUUAUCUCUUGUGCAAGAUUGUGCAACUGUCUUUGUCCGACAUAGGAAGAAAAGUGCCGAUUGGGGUAAAGAGUGGGUGGCUCUGGGUUUGAAUGCCUUCCUUGCAACCAAGAGGAUGUGGGUUCAUACCAUAUCAAUACCGUCCAGCACGGUGUUUCCUCCGACACAUUGGUGCGGCUGGCUUCCGGGUUGGAGGCGCGCUGUGUGAAGAAGCAGUGCGGCUUGGUUGGGUUGUGUUUCGGAGUACGCAUGGCUUUCGACCUUCGUCUCUCCCAAACCUUUAUGGGAGUUGUAGCGAUGAGACAAGAUAGUAAUUAGUAACAAUUGGAUACCACGAUAUUAGGGAGAAAAGGGGGUAAAAAAUAAAUAAUAUGUUGCCUCCCCACUUGUUUUGUCAAAAAGGGAAUUUGUGUUACUUCUCUUUGUACUUGGAUGUGCUUAGCCUUUACAACUCAAAUGUAGUUUUACAUGUUUUGAAAGCGGCAGGCUAAACGUGAACAAACAACUCCAAUGUGGAAAGUACCUCUGGGAGUCAAGUGUCUAGUGCUUCAAAGACUAAGUAAAUACUGCAAGUUUGGUCACAUGACCUACUGUACUACUCUGACUCAGGAAAACCAGUCCUAUACAUUGUUUACUGCCACUAUGGUGCCUUUGUUUUUGUCCUUCAAAUCAAUGGCCUUUUAAUUAACUAUUUAAAAAAUUACAGCUUUUUACCAUUGUUCUUUAUUGAGGGUAUUUGACAACUGUUUUCAACUUAAGAUCACUUUAUUGGUCAAUUACACCCCCCCACAUUCCAUCUGGGCUGGGAUUGGAAACCCUCCGGUUGCUGGCUCGCAUCUCUAACCACCUGGCUACCUGCCGCUCCAAUACUGAACAACUUUAACAGUACCAAUCUUUUUAAAUACCAUUUUUUGUACACCACAUGACUACAGACAUAUUCUUCAGCCAGAAAAUAUGCGCAAGUGUGCAUUAUAUAACUCAGAUAAGACAACUCAGGGUACCAAUCAACCGACCAUCUCAUGUUUAAAAAAUAAAUAAUUGUUAGUCACCUGGGAGAUAUUUACUAAAGCAAUGACAAUGCAUGAGGUAUUACUCAUUUGUAUGUGAACCUGAGUGCUGGACACCAAUUCAUGUUUCUAUUUCUGAAUUGUUCAAGAAAAUGAGGACCAUUUUAGUCUCCAUGGGUGAAUAUAAGGAACCACUGCUUAGUAAGAGUAAUGUACUUUUCUUGUGGUCCACCGGGGAAAUGUAUCUCUGACCUUUUGGGAGAUUGGGUUUGCACUAAUAGCAUUUGGAGAGGUGCGUGGGACUCCUAUUGAGUUAGAAUCUCUCAUUUAUAAAAUGACAGUUGUAAAACUGUUGAAGUAUGUUUGGGGUUUUGAUGAUUGAAACAAAAGUCUGAAUUGAGGUGCAAUAAAAUAUUGAAAUGUCA